GUGCGAGGAAAGUCUGCUGACCUUCUCCAGCACAUAUUGGAGGAGGGUAUAGACCUCUCUGUGAUCACUAAAACUUGGCUACACCCGGAGGGUGAUGACAUUGUCAGGGGAGUAUUGCUUCAAGGUGGUUACAGCUUCGAUGAUGUCCCGAGACCCGACCGUAAAGGUGGAGGAUUUGUCCUAUUAUACAGAAACAAUCUCAAAGUGUCAAAAUGCCCAGCAAAAACCCUUCAGUCCUUUGAAUCUACUGAAUGGAAAGUAUGUAGUCAAUCGUUCAUCCUUUACAUCUUUGGAAUAUAUAGACUGCUGUAUUCGGCGAGACAUCUAGCGACUCAGGCUAUGUUCAUGACAUAAUUCACUGAGUUUCUUGAAAAAAUAACUACCAGAUCUGAGUCUCUGGUGCUGUUAGGUGACUUUAACAUCCACAUGGAAAAGAAGUUGAUUGCUACACCAAACAAUUCCAGCAGUGUUUGAAAUCUUUUGGACUGAAUCAACAUGUCAAUGCUCCAACACAUUCUGGUGGUCAUAUUCUUGACCUGAUGAUCACAAAGCUAGAAGUCAAACGUGUGAAUGUCUCAGAACCUUUGUCAGACUAUAACAUCUCUGGCCACUGCUUUGUUAGUUGUAACAUUGAACAGUGUCGUCCUCCCUUGAUCAGGAAAGAAAUCAAAUCUCGCAAUUGGAAAUCUUUAUCCAGUGACAUAAUUUUCACAAGCAGAAUUCGGACAAUUAAACAACAUUGUAGUGAGCUCGUCCAAUGUCAAUGAUCUUGUGUCUGAAAUCACAAGAAUCAUGCCAGACAUUGUUCAGAAACUUGCCCCUCUAAAGAAGAGAACUAUUCUCUGUAGACCGACAGUUCCUUGGCACUCAGGGUACUUAAAACAGCUGAAACAGCACAAACUGAAAUAGUACAAACGAUCAAUAGAGAAAAUCUUUAUGAAUGACAAAUCUGACCUGUCAAAGUAAGUAUAUAGUGGUGAAAGAAACAUAUAUAGUGCUGAACUUUCUAGGGCCAAGGAUGAGUACUACCAGAACAAUAUUGGAAAAGCAGAAGGAAACAUCAAAAAGCUAUAUGCUGUAACAUCAGAUUUACUGGCACGGUCGAAGGACAAUCCUCUUCCAUUACACACAAGUGCAGUAUCUUUGGCAAAUGACUUUCUAAGAUACUUUGCCGAUAAAAUAAUCAAGUUGAGAAAUGAUCUUGAGAAUAUACCAUUUGAAACACACAGCAAUGGUAAUUCUUCCUUCCACUUGUUCUUUUUUCCUACCGGAAUCCACCUGUGAUUAUGGAUACAUUUACUGCGUUCAAACCACUUUCCGAAAAUGAUAUUGUUAACAUGGUGUGAUUCCAACUAAAAAUUCACAACUUGCUCCCGUUGUGACAGAAAUUGUAAAUUGAUCAUUGCUAUCUGGUGAGUUCCCUGAGGAGAGGAGUGGAAAAGUGCUGUGAUUAAACCUUUUUUGAAGAAGAAAGGUCUCCCACUGGAACUGCAUACCUAUCUCCGGUAUCAAACUUUACAUUCCUCUCCAAAAUUCUUGAAAAAGCUGCACUAAACCAAAUCAAUAAGCAUAUUGAAGCUAACGAUCUCCUCCCAGCUUACCAAAUUGCUUAUAGAAAAUAUCACCGGGUUGAAACAGCGAUGGUCAAAAUGUAUAAUGAUCUUCUGGAAACCAUAGAUAAAAAUCAAGUAACAAUCGUGGUCAUGAUCGACUUGAGUGCAGCGUUCGAUGCCAUCGAUAUCCCGAUACUGAUUCAAAUCCUUCAAGAUGAAUUUGGUAUACAUAGCACUCCUUUGAAAUGGAUAGAAUUUUAUCUCAUGAACAGAACAAUGAAAGUAUUAGUAGAACAGUCAGCAUUUGACACGGACAAACUGAGGUUCGGUGUCCCGCAAGUUUUUGUGCUUGACCAUUGAUCUUUACACUGUAUAUAUAUCGGCUCUCAACCGAGUGGUGCAGAAAUAUCCAAACGAUUUCUAUAGAUACGCGGAUGACACAAGACUGCGUUAAAAAUUCAAGUGGGAAACCCCAAAAUGAGACAACUGUUCUUCGACAACUUGACAGUUGUCUCAAUGAAAUCACAAAAUGAUGACAACCUUAAAACUGAAAAUGAAUCGGUUUAACAGUCUAAAACUGAAAUAAUUAUGUAUGGAACCAGACAACAGUUAGCAAAAUUGAUUAUCACAAGUGUAAACGUUGGUGGGUGUGACGUGAAAUGCGUCUAUCAUGUCAGAGAUCUGGGUGUAACCAUGACCAAUACACUCAACUUUGACCAUCUCAUCCAGAAAAAGUGUCAGCUAGCUUAUGUGCAGUUACGAAACCUUAGAGCUAUACGGAAACAUCUCCACCAAACUGAAUCAUAAGUGCAUGGAUUGGUUCAUUCUCGCAUUGACUUCUGCAACGGUUUAUUUACUGAAAUUCUAGCCUACCAAAUCAACAAACUACAGCGAGGCCAAAAUCAUGCCGCUAGAGUAGUCAUAAAUGCUUCCUAUGAAUAACCAUGUGCUGAACUUCUGAAAGAAUUACACUGGCUUCCAGUUAAGACUAGAGUCAUAUUCAAAGUUCUAGUAAUAGUCUUCCGUGUCAUCAACUGUACAGCUCCAGUAUAUCUGAGGGAAAUGUUUGUACCUAUUCGGCAACGGUACAGACGACGAACACAAAGUGAGACUAACUCUAACAUCCCUAGAUGGCAAACAAAAUUAGCAGACAGAUCUACGGCCGUCGUUGGUCCAAAAUGGUGGAACGAUCUACCAAGCUAUCUGGAAGACAUUAAGUCUGAAACCAGCUUUAGAUCAAAACUGAAAACACAUUUGUUCAGUCAGUUUCACGAACAAUGAAUAUUCUCUCGUUAAAUACAAAAUAUCAGUAGUGGUAUAAAAAUAGUAUUCAUUUAUGUCUAAAUCUGAGUUCUAGAAUCCUGUUAAUAUUUUGAAUGUAUAUGUUUUAAAUGUGUAUUAUGUUAUUGUAAAGCAAUUUUUUUAAAAACAUUUUGCGCUAUAUAAAUGCCAUGUAUUUGUAUUUGUUUCCAUUGUAAUCCACCGAUUAUGUGAUAUUUACAGACAUAAUAACUAUUAACGGAAUUCAACAUUUUGGUUACAUGUUUCUAGUUUUCGUACCAAGUGCAAAUUUGCUUAGAGGUAAGGCAUACUUAUUAUGCCGCACAGAACUUUUACCGUGUGGGAUUGAAACAACGACAGCAGUAAAAUUUCUUUUUUCUUUUUACAUUUCUACGUGCGUUUAUCGCAACGAAAGAGAACUAUCUGAAGCCAGUAUUGCAGAUGAAACACUUUAGUUUCAUGUCAAAGACCAUGUAACUUAAAUGUAUACAUGAUGAUGUGUGCAUAAACAUAUAAAUAGAAAGUUAGUAAUGAAGUUAUGCCAUAUAAAGACAUGUAUUAAAAUGCAUUUCUACAAAGAAAUAUAUGGGAACAGGUAAAGGAAAAACUAUAAGAUUAAUUUGAAAUCAAACUUCAUGACGAUUAAAGCUCAUAAAAAAGAGGAAGUGUUGAUUUUCUACUGUUCUCUGCAUCUUUUUCUGCCAUAAAUUUACUGAGAAGUUAUAAUGAAAGACAUACUCAAAUUUACUUGUCAAAUAAUGAAGCGGUUAUUAAUGUUUUAUCAAUUUUCGUGAAAUAGACGAGGCCUCGCCUAUUUACGGUUGGGAUUGCAUCUACCGCCUCGGCGAUGCGUGAAGAGAUAAUGUGUCUAUCACGUUCGUUUGCCUAGAUCUUUAAUUGGUACUUAAAUCAUAAAGAGUUUGGGCGUUGUAGCCUUGAAGCAAAUGUUAUAGGGUUAACAAGGGAGUUUGUAUGCGAUAGACGCACGUAUAAGGUGGAGCUGAAAAUUAAUCAAAAUGAAAAAGAUAGUAUCUAAUUUACACGAAGUAUUGAAUGAAGCUUAUAACAUAGUGCGCUUAUCAGAUUUGAUACAGCUGGGCGUCUUCAGUUUGAUUUGAGAUUUUUUAUUGAUCCAUGCGACAAUUGUUUUUGUAUGUGCGCACACUGUCUAUGUGAUGUGCGUAUGUGAGCAGUCGAGCGAAGAGAGUUGUAUCUUAGACUGUGGUUUAUGUUGGACUCUGUCUUCUCUUUUACUGUUGGUCGCGUCCAAAAUAAUUCAGUAAUUGUUUUACCUACUAAUUAUAUAUAUUUCCAUUUGUAUUUCAGGGGAAGCUGAACAUAACAUCUUCAAAGAAAACAAGAAUUCAUACUCUGCAAUUCAGGAAUUGCAAAGGAAAUAUUCUGCAAGUCAGAAACUGUAAAAGCAGUAUUCAACACGUUGAGUUGGCUUACAUUUUACUAACGGUUUCAGUUGAAAACAUUCAAAGGUCGUACCUACAUUUGCAGCUAGACAGAUCUUCAUUGCAGAAGGAUUCAAAUGGUGGAGAUGAAGUCAUUGAGUACCACUGUAUGCCUACUGGUUAUACUGUUUGCUGAAAGCAAAUCUCAGUCCUCCACUUCUAGUCAAACUUUACUACUGGGUGAUGACAACUCCAUCUAUAUGCCUGCCACCUCAUCAUAUUCUGAUGAUAACGAAAUAUACGGUUCGGGUGACGAUACCGAAUCCUUUACAAACAGUGCAACCUCGUUUUCAGUUCAACCAUCUUCUACUGUGAUGCCAUCUUCAUAUUCUUCAAGUACUAUUUUUUCGUCCGAAAUGUCGAUGACAUUUAGUUUGUCAGAUACAUCAUCAACGGCGACACCAACAGCACAAUUUACGUCAUCUCCUUCAUCAUCACCUUUAUCUUCUUCAUCAUCACAGUUUACACAAUUCUCAACUACAUCAACAUCAAUGUCUGCUACGGCACAGUCAUCAACUACAUCAACAACAACGUCUGCUACGACACAGAGAGGUCAACAACAAGCAAAUGUGGCUAUAACCUUGGCAAGUCCUCCCAUGAAUCAGAGAGAUGAGUUUGAAGCUGAUACUCUAAGAGGGUUACAAGCAUAUUACAGAAGACAGAUGGGAGAACACACACACUUCAAAUCGCUGGUUGUCGCCAAUUUUAUGUAUUGGAAUUAUACAAACCCAGCGGGACAAAUAAGUACCAGGGUGACAGUCAACUACACAGUAUUUCUUGAUAACACUACGGAGGCUAUGGGAGAGUUUGCAGAAGCUCAUGGUGAACUUAUAACAUCUGAACAUUUCACCGCUCUAGGGACAAACCAAGUAGUGUUAGAAACAACUCUUCUAGGAGAAACUUAUUCCAGAUCAGGUGUGGCUGGAUUGAGAAAUGUAUCCUGUAACAUCUUUGAGAAUUCAAUAAACGGAUGUCCCGCAGAUACAGAUUGUGAAGUAGAGGAUGAUACAACAAGAUGUGUACCCCGAAACAGAGGUCAACAACAAGCAAAUGUGGCUAUAACCUUGGCAAGUCCUCCCAUGAAUCAGAGAGAUGAGUUUGAAGCUGAUACUUUAAGAGGGUUACAAGCAUAUUACAGAAGACAGAUGGGAGAACACACACACUUCAAAUCGCUGGUUAUCGCCAAUUUUAUGUAUUGGAAUUAUACAAACCCAGCGGGACAAAUAAGUACCAGGGUCACAGUCAACUACACAGUAUUUCUUGAUAACACUACGGAGGCUAUGGGAGAGUUUGCAGAAGCACACGGAGAACUUAUAACAUCUGAACAUUUCACCGCUCUAGGGACAAACCAAGUAGUGUUAGAAACAACUCUUUUAGGAGAAACUUAUUCCAGAUCAGGUGUGACUGGAUUGAGAGAUGUAUCCUGUAACAUCUUUGAGAAUUCAAUUAACGGAUGUCCUGCUGAUACAGAUUGUGAAGUAGAGGAUGAUACAACAAGAUGUGUACCACGAAACAGACGCGAUGACUGGGCAUUUAAAGUUGGUUUAGGAGUAGGAAUACCGCUCUUUGCUCUGUUGUGUGGUAUUAUUUGUUGUUGCUGUUAUAUAUGCCUGGCCAGGCGAAGAAGACGGCCAGUAGAACGAGAUGAUGAAUCGUCUAUUAAGAGCGUGUUCGUCUUAAGAAGAGUGAUACCAGUCAGGUUCUACACAGUAGGGCGAAAUUGGCCUUUAUAUGGGUCGUACUAUAUGGAAUCACAGCCACCAAGUACAACUUGGCCUAACCCUGAAACACGGAGUGUCACCGAUAGCGACGUGUCAGCUGAGGAUUCUAAUGAUACAGAAGAAGAUGAUUCAACACACAGUGGUUUUCAUUUCGGUGAGCCUCAGCUUGGUCGCAGACAGCUUUGAAGACAUAAAUUCUUACCAAAGAUACCGUCCAUAGUGAAUUAUCGGCCAAGAAGGGAGACAAGACAAAGCAAACGAUAGUGUAAUUUCCUCUUCAAAGUUAUGCUCCUUUGUCAACUGUGAUAAUAUAGUGUUGCUAAUAAGUGAAUGGCCAUUGUCAUUGAUAAACACUAUUGAAUUUUACAUGUACACGCAACGGCAUGAUGUUGAAAAUAAGUGGAAAAAUUUGAAGAGAAGUAGAUGUACUUGAGUCAUAUGUUUAUUAAAUUUCAAUUGACAUUAUCUAUGAAAUAACAACCUAUCCUUGCAUCCUUUUACCUUGAUGAUAUGAUGGACUUAAGGUAAAAUAAUCUUGAUUGGACUAAUUGUGUUUACUCAAGAAAUAAUGUAUCCCACGCAGUGAUUUGUGAUUUGUCUUUGAAUAAAAUCGUUAUUUGGAAUUCAGAUGAGAACAAAUUGUAUCACAAGGGCGUGGCCCGAUAAUACGCAUUUGAACGACAACAAUGCCUUUAUUUAAGAAAACAUCACUGUUUGAGAUUAAUCAUUUUGAAUCAAACAUGAUAUCCGAGAUUAUCAUCUACAUUCUUGACGAAAUGCACAAAAUAUAUAUCUGUAUUGUGUUGUUUUCUUUCCCAGUGCACCGCUAUGACGUUUGACGCUUUGACGUCAUAAUUGUGACAUACAAACGGUGAUGUUUUGCAUAAUAACAUAGUAUCAGUAUUCAUUGUUCAAUAGGAAAAUAAAUCGGGUUUUGUUGGAAUUUUGAACAAUAAAGGUUAAUAAUGAUUGUAGUGCUGCUUGCUUAAUAGAUAUUUAUAUUAAGGAAGCAAAUGGCAAUGUAAUAAGAUAUCACAUUCAAUUUAGAAUAGGGCUAGCAUGAAUGGCGUAGAAAUGCAACAAGUAGUUCAUAAAGGAUGAAUUAUUUAUUUUGAAUUUUAAUGUAAAAAUGUAAUAAUCAUGAUGUUACGGGUCAAAAAUAUAUAAAAUUGAAAACCUA
This is a messenger RNA of Mercenaria mercenaria, 7195 nucleotides long. RefSeq lists its product as uncharacterized. The record is from RefSeq and is a predicted model, not a curated record. Bases 4372 to 6201 code for a protein of 609 amino acids. The transcript has 17 exons. NCBI's taxonomy places the organism in Eukaryota, Metazoa, Mollusca, Bivalvia, Venerida, Veneridae.